Molecule: messenger RNA, 501 nt
Organism: Phodopus roborovskii (desert hamster)
Lineage: Eukaryota; Metazoa; Chordata; Mammalia; Rodentia; Cricetidae
Product: 60S ribosomal protein L28-like
Biological process (GO): translation
Cellular component (GO): cytosolic large ribosomal subunit; ribosome
Molecular function (GO): structural constituent of ribosome
Source: RefSeq, a predicted model, not a curated record
AUGUCCACACUUCUGCAAUGGGUGGUCCUUCAGAAAGGCUCCAGCUUCCUGAUCAAGACCAAUAAGCAGACAUACAGCGCUGGGCCCACUCAUCUGAAGGCCCACAACUCCUGCUAUAAUGGGCUGCUUCACCAGAAGACUGUGGGAGUGGAGCCCGCGCCCGAGGACAAAGGGGUCAUGGUGGUCAUAGGUCAGUGAAAACCAGCCACUUUUUACAUGAGGCCCACCAUCAACAAAAAUGCACAGGCCACCCUCAGCAGCAUCAAGCAUAUGAUCAGCAAGAACAAGUACCACCCUGAUCGGUGCAUGGUGGUCAUGUGCACAGCCAGUGACAUCCUGCCAAACCGGAAGAAUGUAGUCGUGAAGAGGAAACAGACUCGCCCAACCAAGAACGCCAGAGCCCCACACCCUGGAAGCAAUAAAGAAUUCACUGACUUUGUCAACCACCCCUACCAAAAAAAAAGGAGAGGAGGAGGAAGAGGAGGAAUGCGGCUAGAGUGA